GAGUAGAUCAUUCAUUGCGAGUAAGCCACGAUGGAUGUUGACUUGGAAUGGAAUAUUGAUUGGCCUAUAUUUGGAUAUCCCUGACUUUUGAUGUGGACAAUCUUCCAGAAUAUCAAGUCAGAAAGAGAAAUUUAUUGACUAUAUAGACGGAAUGAUAUGUUAAGAAAUCAUUGUUUUUUAACAUAAGAGCAUUGGAUCGUGAUAGUCAAAGACGGCGUGGUGAUUUAGAGGACCUCGACCUGUGAGCUGAGGGGUGUUAGUGGAAGGUUUGCCGCUUAGUUACUGACCUGGGUCUGGUUCACCCUAUAGGCCUAACGCUAGGUAACCAGAGACAAGACCAUGCCGGAACCGGGAAAGCUAAAGGAGGCUUUGUCCAACGGUUCAAUUCGUUCCAAUGCGACCAAGGCACCAACGUUCGAGGAGGUGUUAAAGGAGGUGGGCGAGUUUGGGUUCUUCCAGAUGCGCCUGUUCAGUAUUCUCACCUUGAUGGACCUCGGCACAGGCCAGUGUAUGAUGUUCUUCGUAUUCGCAAACGCCAACCCGGGAUGGGAAUGUGUUCGUUAUCAUGGUUACGGGAAUGUGUCGUUUUUAUUGUUUUCGGACAAUGGGACGUCAUCAGAGAAUCGGACAGCAGGCGGUUGUAACUUGUUAAGGGAUGAGUGUGAAGAAGUGAACUUUUCUGGGCAGUUUUCGUCUAUAGUUUCCGAGUUUGGUCUAAUAUGUGGCUUGUCGUACGUGCCGAAGCUGGCGGUCAGUAUCCAGAUGCUCGGUGUCCUCCUGGGGGCUCUCCUGACUGGACAGCUAGCGGACCUUUUCGGUCGCAAGAAGACCCUGUUGGCUGUGGCGUCCGGGAUGAUGUUCAUCCAAGCUGCAGUCUCUCUCUCGUGUUCGUGGCAGGUCUACAUCUUCACCAGGUUCCUGGCCUGUGUCUGCCUUGGUGGCACCAUGUGUCUCAUCACCACCAUGCCCAUGGAGUUCAUCGGACCAAAAUGGCGGACAUUCUGUGGAUCUCUGAGCCUAUUCGUCCUGGGACUCAUCCUCCAGUGCCUCUGGGCUUACGUACUCGGUGAUUGGCGCUACCAGGCGCUGGUGUCUGGACUGUCCACAACACCCCUUCUUCUCUGUAUCAUCAUAUGGGUUCCUGAAAGUGUCCGAUGGCUCAUUCAGAAGGGACGUUUCGCCGAAGCAGAGGCCAUCAUGAAGCGUAUCGCUGUCUGUAAUGGUAAAGAGGUGCCGGACCUGACCAUCCUGAAGGCGAUCGCCUUGCGGGACAACCAGGAGAACAGCCGGCGGCACCGGUACAGCUACCUGGACCUGUUCAGGGGAAAGCAAGUGGCUUCAAGGACAGUAGUGUUAUUGUUCACAUGGUUCACAUGUUCGACAAUUUUCUAUGGCAUAUCAACGCAAUAUGGUAGCCUAAGUGGUAACUUCUACAUCAACACUCUCAUAUCUCCAAUGUUGGCACUGCCUUUUGCGUGGACCGUCAUUCUGACAGGACUAAGAUUCGGUCGUCGCUGGUCGUUCGUGGGCUACAUGGUCAUUCCGAGCACGUGUAUGUGUAUCGUGCUCGUCUUCAUCAGCACAGGGCUGGACGAGGACCACCCGAACCUCACCCGGGCGCUCGUCCUCAUCGGGAAGGGAGCCGUCAAUGCCUGUUGGAUGCUGGCUGCUAUCUAUUCCAGUGAGCUUUAUCCCACGCUUAUGAGAAACAUCGGAAUGGGUGCUUGCAGCAUGUUCGCUAGAGUGGCUGGGGCUGUCACUCCACAGAUAUCAUACCUGGGCAUGAUGUACCACCGGUCCAUCCCGUACGCCGUCUACACGAUCCUGGCUGUGACCAGCGCCGUCCUUGUCUUCACCUUCCUGCCAGAGACCAAGGACAAGCCCUUACCAGAGUCGACUGCCCUCCCGAUAGAGGGCGAGGCGGAAAGAGCCACCGAGACUAUCGGUACUGCCGAGGAACAACUUUGAGUUGUAAGAUGUAAACAUCGUCUCAAAAGUGAUUCUACGUAGGUCUGCUGGACCAUAAACAUAACGAACGGAGUAACUCGGAAAAACUAGUAGGCCUAUAUCUUGUAUAACUUGUAUAUAUUGUAUUGGAUUCAGGAUCCAGGAGGUGUCUGUUUCGAACCCAUGGAGGGUUAACAAGGUGCUCUAAACUGAGGUGCUAUAAUAAAGAAGUUAUUCUAGAUGUCACAACAUGUAUGUCUUAUUCAUACCGUCUCAAAGACACUGUCACAACAUGUAUGUCUCAUUCAUACCGUCUCAAAGACACUUUUUGUACUUUUUCAAUAAAUUUGAUCAUAUCUCAUA
This is a messenger RNA of Lineus longissimus, 2310 nucleotides long. RefSeq names its product solute carrier family 22 member 15-like. Gene Ontology annotation, cellular component: membrane. Gene Ontology annotation, biological process: transmembrane transport. Gene Ontology annotation, molecular function: transmembrane transporter activity. Bases 340 to 1968 code for a protein of 542 amino acids. The record is from RefSeq and is a predicted model, not a curated record. Lineage: Eukaryota; Metazoa; Nemertea; Pilidiophora; Heteronemertea; Lineidae. The transcript has 8 exons.